AUGUCGUCCCCACCACCACAGCGGCCACCAACCACCACCACUGCGCUCCCGCCUACCGCCACGCCCCCUCCUCCGGCCACCGCCUCGCAGCCCCUGCCGCGCGCCUUCCUCGCCACCUACACCGCGCCGCAGCGCGCCGCCAACUCGACCCCCACGCCGCCGCUGCUCUUCACCGGCCGCCCGCUCAACCCUAACCCUAGCCACACCUCCCCCGCGCACGGCAUCCUCUACCCCGUCGCCGCAUCAUCCUCCACCCCCGCCGCCGCCGCGGCGGCGGCGGCGAACCAUCGCCGCGCUCCCCCCACCGGCGUCGCGUACCCGCGCGCCCACGCCGUCGCUGUCCCCGUCACAGCGCCGUCUCAGCAGCCCCAGGUGCCAACGCAGCAGCGGUCCUACGCUGCGGUGCCGCGGGCGGUGGUGGCGGGCGUGACGCCGCGUCCAGAGCACCCUCCCCGAGGGGUUCCAAUAGCCCCGCAUCCUCAGCUCAAGGUUAAUGCUGUUCCAGCUGUUACUCCAUCUCUGGCUGUUACUCCAUCUCUGGCUGUUACUCCAUCUCCAGCUGUUACUCCAUCUCUAGUUGUUACUCCAUCUCCAGCUGUUACCCCGUCUCCAGCUUUUACUCCAUUUCCUCGGGAGCAUGUCACCACAAAGGAGAGAGAAAGUACCAAAGAAAACGCUUCAACUGUGGUGAUCAAUGACCGCAAAGUUAAUGUGUUAGACAGCGAGUCAGGAUCCUUGUAUGCUCUUUGUCGAUCUUGGCUACGCAAUGGCGUUCCACAUGAAAUUCAGCCAAGCUUUGCUGGAAACGUUGCACCACUUCUUCCAAGACCUUUGCCUGCUUCAGUUGUAGAUUCUAGGAUGUCAGAAAAGGACAAUGAUGUUGAAGAUCAAGUUUCAGAAGAAGAGCAGAGACAUGCCCAAGAAAGGAACACCCUGUGCACCAGAGACGCGAUGGACAGAGCAUUGACCAAUAAUGAUACUAGUGAAUAUACGGCGUCUGACUUGUUGAGAGAGCAUGUAACUCGUGCAAAAAAUAUACGUGCCAAAUUGCGCAAGGAGCGGCAAGUCCGGAUCGAGAGAUACAAGCAGCGCCUUGCACUUCUUUUGCCUCCACCACCACCCCCACCUAGCGAGCCAUGA
Triticum turgidum subsp. durum (durum wheat) is the source of this 1140-nucleotide messenger RNA. Lineage: Eukaryota; Viridiplantae; Streptophyta; Magnoliopsida; Poales; Poaceae. The record is from the annotation of a GenBank genome assembly.